AUGUGCGGCGGCGUGAUCCUCGCCGAGCUCAUACCCAGCGCACCGGCGCAGCGCGGCGCCACGCCGGGCCACGACAGCGGCAAUGGUCGGACCGCGGCCGACGAUGACUUCGAGGCCGCGUUCCGGGACUUCGACGAGGACUCCGAGGAAGACGCGGUUAUGAAGGAGCGGCAAAAGGGCAAGGCGUUCGGGUUCGCCGCCCCCGCGACCGCGACCGCGACCCUGCGCAGGAGGCGGCCCAGCAGCAGCCAGUACCACGGCGUCCGGCGCCGGCCGUGGGGCAAGUGGGCGGCCGAGGUGCGCGACCCCGUCAGGGGCGUCUGCGUCUGGCUCGGCACCUUCGCCACCGCCGAGGCCGCGGCGCGCGCGAACCCCGCGGCGCCACCGCCAAGCUCAACUUCCCGUCCAAGCGCCGCUCCGCUGCCGCCAAGGCGAUCCCGCGCGUCGACCUCGUGGACGAGGACGACAGCGUUCUCGGCGCGCGCGCGCGCCGGCAUGUCCGCGACCGACGACGGCGCGGCGGUCGAGCUCGGCGGCGCCAAGAAGCGCGCCCGGAUAGAGACAGAGCCCCGGGAAGAAGAAGCCGAGGGCAAGGAGGAGGUGGCGCAGGCGGUGCCGUCCGGUGAUCCCGCCGACAUGCUGUUCGACGCUUUCAUGUUCGGCGACCAGUUCAGCUUCUUCAACGGCGGCGGCGUGUACGAGCCUGCCGCGACGGACGGCCUGUUGGGCGGCGACGCCGCGCUGUGCAACGACAGCGUGGGGCUCUGGAGCUUCGACGACAGCGUGUGCUAUUUCUAG
Molecule: messenger RNA, 798 nt
Organism: Miscanthus lutarioriparius
Lineage: Eukaryota; Viridiplantae; Streptophyta; Magnoliopsida; Poales; Poaceae
Source: the annotation of a GenBank genome assembly